Molecule: messenger RNA, 3006 nt
Organism: Python bivittatus (Burmese python)
Lineage: Eukaryota; Metazoa; Chordata; Lepidosauria; Squamata; Pythonidae
Source: RefSeq, a predicted model, not a curated record
AGCGCUGCUGAUUCCUUCCAGGGACAUCAGCGGAGUCGAGGGUUCAGCCUGGUGGCCUCUGGGCUUGUGGAACGAGACCUCCCAUCAGUCCUGGCUCAGCAAGGAUAGGCCCGCGGGAGGCACAGCGCAAGGCCCUUGGCAGGCCCCAGGGGUCCGCACCAUCUUGGUCAGGGAGGCCCCCCAUAACAAUAGUGGCCCCAAGGCCCCGAGGUCCAAGACCCCUAGCGAGAUGUGGAUGUCCGUGGCCUCCGUGGUGGGGAUGCUCAGCCUCCUAGUCCGGGCUGACCCCCAUCCUCUGCCGCCUCUGACCCAAGAGAAGGCCUCCAUGUUCUCCGACCUGAGCCCUGCAGAACUGCGGGCAGUCAGGAGGUUCCUGAUGAGUCGCCCUGAACUGGAGCUCCUGCCGAGCAAGGAGGCGUCCCUUGCCAAGAACAGCCUCUUCCUGAUCGAGCUGCUAGCCCCAAAGAAAAGCCAGGCCUUGCGCUACCUCGAUUCGGGCAGGCAGCCCCCCCGGCGACGGGCCCGAGCAGUGGUGUUCUUUGGCACUGGGACCAGGCCCAACAUCACCGAGUACGUGGUCGGCCCGUUGCCUGUGCCAACCUUUUAUCGGCCGUCUGGCCAACCGGCGGCCUACACGGCCCGACCGAUGACCCAAGUGGAGUACAAGCUGCUCUACGAGAAGCUAGCGGAACACCUCGCCCCUCUGAAACAGUUCCUGCAGGACAUUUCAGGGUUUGGGCUUCAGGACUGCAAUGACCGAUGCCUGACGUUCACAGACAUUGCCCCGCGGGGCCUGGCCUCAGGGGAGCGGCGGACGUGGGUCAUGCUGCAGCGCUCUAUCGAGGGCUUCUUCCUGCACCCCGUGGGCCUGGAAGUCCUUAUCAACCACAAAGAGCUCGACCCCUCUCGGUGGUUCACAGAGAAGGUGUGGUACAACGGGCAGUACUUCAGCAGCCCAGAGGAACUGGCAGAACAAUAUGCGCAGGGCAGGGUGUCCAUCGUUCCGCUCGUUUCACAUCCAGACAACACCCUCUUUUCCACCUUUGUGCCGCGUGGACAGUUCACCACGGGGCCCUCGACGGAUGUGAAUGGCGCCAAAGUAUGUGAAACACACGGACACCGAUACGACGUGCGUGGCAACCUUCUGGAGUACAGCGGGUGGAGCCUUGCUUUCCGGCUGCGCAGCUCGACUGGCCUGCAGCUCUUUGAUGUGAGAUUCAAUGGCGAGCGCAUUGCCUACGAACUAAGCGUGCAGGAGGCCAUUGCGUUCUAUGGUGGGAACUCACCUGCUGCCAUGCAGACAAAGUACAUCGAUGUUGGAUGGGGGAUGGGCAGCGUCACUCACGAAUUGGCUCCAGGCAUCGACUGUCCGGAAGUGGCAACCUUUCUGGACGUAUACCACCACUAUGAUGCUGACGGGCCAGUCCGCUACCCCCGUGCCAUCUGCAUCUUUGAGCUGCCCACUGGAGUGCCCCUGCGGCGCCAUUUUGACAGCAACUUCCAAGGGGGCUCCAACUUCUAUGCAGGGCUUGAGGGUCAUGCCCUUGUGAUGCGGACCACCUCCACUGUAUACAACUAUGACUACAUCUGGGACUUUCUGCUCUACCCUAAUGGAGUGCUGGAGGCCAAGGUCCAUGCCACAGGCUAUGUCCAUGCCUCCUUCUACACCCCAGGGGGGAUCCACUAUGGCACCCGUCUUCAGGCACACUUGCUGGGCAACAUCCACACUCAUCUGGUGCAUUACAAGGUUGACCUGGAUGUCGCAGGAACCCAAAACAGCUUUGAGACAGUGGACAUUGCCUUUGAGAACAUAUCACUGCCCUGGGAACCGAGCCACCGGCUGGUGCAGCCGCGCUUGCAUCACCAGCCACGCCUCCGGGAGCGCCAGGCCACGUUCCCCUUCGGCAAGCCUCUGCCUCGCUACUUCAUGUUCUCCAACCCCACCCAGCACAACCGCUGGGGCCACCCGCGGAGCUACCGCAUCCAGCUCAACUCCCACGGUGGCCGAGUCCUGCCGCGCAACUGGAAGGAAGAGAACGGCAUCUCCUGGAGCAGGUACCACUUGGCUGUCACUCAGCACCGCGAGAACGAAGACGUCAGCAGCAACUUGUACAUCCAGAAUGAUCCUUGGCAGCCUGGCGUGAGCUUCGAAAACUUCCUCCGUAAUGAUGACAGCAUCGACCGCCAGGAUCUGGUGGCCUGGGUGACCGUGGGAUUCCUCCACAUCCCACACUCGGAGGAUAUCCCCAACACCGCCACGCCUGGCAACAUGGUCGGGUUCUACCUGCGCCCCUUCAACUUCUUUGAUGAAGACCCGUCGGUGGCAUCCCGUCGCACAAUCAUUGUGCGUCCCGGGGAGCCUGGGAGCAGGGAGGCAGUGCACGUCAAGCGCUGGACGCCAGGCGGUCCCGAGCCCUGCGUUUCAACGACGGCGUUCAGCUACAACGGUACCUACAGCCAGCUAUAGUCCAGAAGGGAAGCAGCCGUCCCCCGAGGGAAGGACCUCACCCAGCGAUGUGCGUGGCCAGGCAGAGGGCCGACAAGGGGCAAGGGCAGAAAGGGUCUGGAGGAGGGGGAAGAACCCUAUCAUGCUGCCCCCCCCAGUAAUACAACCUAAGGCACCCUGUUCAAAGUCAGUUGAAACCAGUUCCUCCCCAGGCCUGGCUGGCAGCUGGGCUUCUGGCAGCUGGCACCAAUCCCCACGGUAUUCUUCUAGAGCAUGGCACAGGCCCAGAGAAGGUGCCCAGCUGAUCUCACCUGCUCCCCCUCCUGGCCAUCACUGGCUCUGCAGCAGAAGCGGAAGAUUUGGACUGGGAAGGCCCACCCGCUGGGAAAGGGAAUGCCUCAGGGUGCAACGGGUUCCAGUCCAAUGUUUCUUCGGCUCCAGAUGUGUACUUCCCCAAGAGGGUGGCCUUUAAAGCAUGGCUCCCCCUUUGCAAUGUGAACCUGCCAUCCUACCUCACAGGGCUGUUGUGAAAAUGAACAAGAUAAACCUUUCAAAGCACA